AUUAAGAGGUACCGCGUUUACAUAGCCUUGCUGCAAGAGAAAAUGGACGAAUGCUUUUCUUCGGACAACGACGUGACGUCGGGAAACUUUGGCGAGUCCACGAGCUGCUCGGGUACCGACACUUUGGUGCAUAGUGGUCAGUCCGACCGGCUCAGUUACCGUGAAGCAAUAGAGAAGCACAUGUCAUCGCCUUCGAACGAGCUGCCGUUUUGA
Molecule: messenger RNA, 213 nt
Organism: Soboliphyme baturini
Lineage: Eukaryota; Metazoa; Nematoda; Enoplea; Dioctophymatida; Soboliphymatidae
Source: the annotation of a GenBank genome assembly